Alternaria arbusti is the source of this 990-nucleotide messenger RNA. RefSeq lists its product as uncharacterized. The record is from RefSeq and is a predicted model, not a curated record. NCBI's taxonomy places the organism in Eukaryota, Fungi, Ascomycota, Dothideomycetes, Pleosporales, Pleosporaceae. The transcript has a single exon. The coding region runs from base 1 to 990 and encodes 329 amino acids.
AUGGGUGAUGUCAUUCUUGGCAUCGCCGGAUCAAUGGCGGGCGAGCACCUCAAGGCUGGUCGAACUCAUGUCAUCGUACUGUCUCCUGCGGCUCAUGUCUUGCACAAGGUAUCGAAAUCCUUCCCGGAUAUCUACAUUCACCGCAUCAAUCCUGCGUUCCUCCCGUAUCGCCGCGAACCAGAGUUUCAGGAUACCAUCUGUCUUAAAGACUGCUGCAAGAACGUUUUCGCUAGCAACUGGUCCAAGUACCAAUCCACGUCCGGUCGCAUCAAGCGCAUCUUGAAGAAUGCCCGCUCUGAGCAACCCGUUGGGGAACUGCUUGACUCGAAGGUCGAAAUUCGGACCAAGGCAGGUUGCGAGAUUCUCGUUGAGUCUGGAAGCAAAGAGAUUCGUCGACUGUUUCCGGGACAAGUGCACACCCUCUUCGUCUGGAUUCGCAUCAAUAAGGCUGAGACUCAGGGCGUCAACCUCAAUUCAGACAACCCCAUUCUCAACUCAUGUCUUGACGCCAAUGGGCUGAGGCAGGAGCUGCAGAACUGUGUUCGUGUAGGUGCCACCAAAGUAAACCCGCUUGACGUGCAGCUACUGCAUCGCAGCUCACUCCACCCCACGCGAUCUUGGAUGUAUACGGAGGCUCAGCUCAUCUUCACUCGCGAGCUUGGUGGGCUGGCACCUCUCCUGGACACAUCCAUGGAGUUUUACAAGCGUCAGCUUUUCUGCAACCUUUCUCGAGUGUCGGCAAACGAGGCCAAAGCCGUGGCUGAAGCAACUCUGGACACUCUCCCCAAGAAUCAUGAACAAGCAAAGAUGCUACUGGAGCGCAUGUCGCAGGAGAUCGAGCUUCACUUGGCGAUCCGUAGGUAUGAGAAGGAAUACCGACAGAGGCUCCCGCUGUGCCCCGGUCCCACCGACGUCGAAGCAUCUCACAAGUGGCUUCACGAGCUCUGGGCUCGUAGGAGGAACAAGCGCAGCGGCUCAGAUGUGGCCUGA